AGAAGGCAGUUUAUAUAUUAUUAUAAUAAUUGUUGAUGAUUUUCAUCUAAUUUAUAUUGAGAUAUUCAAAAGACUUAAGGGCAGCAGGAAUCUUGUACAUAUGCAUUUCCCCUGUCAGUAGUGUCCAUAUUUCACAGGGGCAUGAAUUAAUAGAUACUUCUGGGUAAGAAAUGGAAAAUUAUUUCCUCUAUCUGAAGUAAAGUGCCCCCUUUAUGCUAUGCUGCCAGCCUUCCUUGCUAGCAUUGUUGUAGCACUGACUAUUUAACCAGAAGAGAAAAAAAAAUAAUUUUGCGUUUGAGUGAUCACUCAAAAUAUUGCCCUGUCUUGGAAAACGAAGUUAGUGGGAUUUACAGAGUAGCUUAUUGGUGCAGGGAAAAAGCCAAAUUAGAUUUAGAUCAAGUUAGACUUGGCUAGCCUGAAGUAGCUAGGCAAGGUUGGGUUAGGGUUGGGUAGGGUACAGUAGGCUAAGUUAGGAUAAAUUGGGCUAGGCUGGGCCAGGUGAGAGUAGGGUGGGCUAGGCUGUGUGAGGAGCAUGGCUGGCAGCGUGGAGACGUUUGAGGUUAGAAACUCCCUUCUCGGAAGUGCAGUACUGUUCCUGCUUAGUGCUACAAAAGAGUGACGUUGUGGGUGGGGGAAGAGGAAAGAGGAGGGGUGAUAUCCCAGCGAACAGCUGCUGCAGCUGUGAAGAGAAAAAAGGAGGAAGAUCAGGAGCAGUUGCAGCAGUCUGACCCCCGCGACAGAUUUAUUCGCAUCUGUCAAAGUAAUCUCUUUGGUCUUGGUAACUUUUGUGUAAGUAUUAACACAGUGGGAUGAAACCCCAUUUUGAGAUCAGGAGAGUUCCUUCACUCAAAGAACAUCAACACAUGAGAGAUCAGUCUUCCAGCUUUACCGUGAAGACCUACCUCUUUGUGUAUGACCUGAUGCAAUUCUGUGGGCAUUCCUGGAUAUUUACAAAUAUGAUCAUCAGGUACAUGUCGUUUGGAAAAGAUUCAUUGGCCGACACAUUUUACUCCAUUGGGCUUGUGAUGCGCCUUUGUCAGUUGUUAUCUGUACUGGAGAUCCUACACAUUCUCAUUGGCAUUGAUAAAAGCCGUCUCUUCCCCAGGUUUUUGCAGAUCACUGAGAGAAUAAUUGUGUUGUUUGUCGUGAUCAACAGUCAGGAAGAAGUUCAAGGGAAAUACAUUGUGUGUGUUUUAUUUUUCCUUUGGAAUUUAUUAGAUAUGGUCAGGUACACUUACAACAUGUUGGCAAGGAUGGAAAUACAGUACUUACCACUGACAUGGCUGAACUUCUCACUGUGCAUCCUGCUCUAUCCACUUUCAGUUCUGGCUAAAGCAUUUGUGAUCUGUGUAUCACUGCCUUAUUUUGAAACCUUUGGCACAUACUCCGUCAAGCUGCCAUUUCCAUUUGCCUUCUCAGUCUACUUCCCCUAUGUUCUGAAAAUGUACCUGCUAGUGCUGUUUACAGGUAUGUGCUUUAUCAUCCGGAACCUCUUCUCAGAAAGGAAGGCUCACCUAGAGACAGGCAACUCCAAAAAGAAAAGAAGCUAAGCUGAUACUUUGUUUUGAAAUACGAAAUUUAUUCCCAGAGGGCUAGUACAUGUCAUAGGCAGAGAAAAAGAGACAAAGGUUUUCCAUGCAUAAAUCCUGUUUGCAUGCACGUCAUCCAGCUGUGUUGAAUCUUCAGAAAAAAAAACAUCUCUAGUGCUCCUCAAAAAUGGAGCAGCUUGGAAUUCCAACUUGUUACUUUUGAAAGUUUUGACUUCGAUUGUCAGGAUUUUUAAAAAUGAAUAUUUUUCUAAUAAAAGAGGACUCAGGAAAAAAAAUACAGAAGAGUGCCUUCACCGCAGUUACACUAACAACCCUUAUUUUGGUGUUAAUUCUUGCUUCAUCAUCAUCGGGUAUUCUGUAACAACAACAACAACACUUAAUGUAUUAUAUUAAGCAAGCAUGUAUGUGCCUUCUAUAUAUAAAUUGGCUAUAAUGGGGAUCUCUCAAAGAGCUGAAGCUGGAAGCUUUGCAUCCUAUGAGAUUCAUAUGCUGAUUACCUCAGACAUUCACAAAAGACCCCUGACUCUGGCCCAUUCUGCCAAAGAGAUUCCAGCAAAGUAAACCAUGAGGGCAAAUGAUCAGGUACUCGGGUACUGAAAUAUCCAAGAAAAGCUUAUAAUCACUGUGCUGGUAGACACUGAGAAUCUUUUUCAUUCAUGUGAUUUUUCUUCCAUGCUGAACAGCAAACAGAUAAGCAAUAGAAGUGUGAGUUGAUAAUGUGAAAAUACUGACCAUCAAAAAAGUCAUAUGCAAAAUUCUACCAGUUUUACUUAAGUUCACUCCCUUUUUUACUUCUACUGGACUUGUGAGGAAGCAACCAGAGCAUAGUCUUUUGAAUUUGGGAGUCACGAACAUAUGGCAGCCCAGGAAACCCUGUAAAAAGGAUAAAACAGACUGUACUUGCUGCAGAAAUAACUACAUAGGAAUGUUUCUUAUGUUUCAUCCAUAUUGCCUAUCAUACCUUCAUUUUACUUCAUGGAGCUGGGGGAGAAACUGAGGUUUUUUUUUUUUUUUUUUUUUUUAAGUUGAAUGAAAACUGGGGAAACAAUGGAGGAGUUGAAGGGGAAAUUAACACUAUCAGAUUACAGAGAGGCUGUUAGUAUAACUUUCUAAACCAUGCUCUUAAGAGGGUGUUCAGACUGUUUUAAGUAGCAGACAAGUGAGACUGGUCUUGACCUACUAUAAUUUUUAUUUAAUAUACGUGGCAGACAAUGCCUGCAGACUAUUGUGACCACUGGGAUAUAAUGCAAACCAUAAGCAACGGGAUCCUACAUGCAAUAGUUUAAUUGGGACCCUGGGUAUUUUGAAAGCACUGCAGACAAGAGUUAGUAAUUUAGAUGUUGUUACAGAAACAGAGGUACUUUCACUUUGGACUUUUGCCUGACCCAAACCACUCCAAAUGCAGACAGUCUGAACAAAGAAAAGGAUAAGCAACUGAAAGUUGAUGGCAAUUUCAAAGGACAGAGUUGAAACAGGAACACUUCACAAUCGGAUGACACUGUAAUAUGCAGAGUGAAACACGGACAUUUACCCUCUUGGUGAUUCAGUUGAACCUUUUUGAUCUAAAACCAGAGUUGAUAGUACAGGAAGGAUGUGGAGCUGUUGGAGUGGGUCCAGAGGAGGGCUGUGAAGGUGGUCAGAGGGUGGAAGAGCCUCUCUUAUGAAGAGAGGCUGAGGGAGCUGGGCUUUUUCAGCCUGAAGAAGAAUGAGUUCUGGGGAGAUGUCAUUGCAGCCUUC
Molecule: messenger RNA, 3287 nt
Organism: Phasianus colchicus (ring-necked pheasant)
Lineage: Eukaryota; Metazoa; Chordata; Aves; Galliformes; Phasianidae
Gene: HACD4
Product: 3-hydroxyacyl-CoA dehydratase 4
Biological process (GO): fatty acid elongation; sphingolipid biosynthetic process; very long-chain fatty acid biosynthetic process
Cellular component (GO): endoplasmic reticulum membrane
Molecular function (GO): 3-hydroxyacyl-CoA dehydratase activity
Source: RefSeq, a predicted model, not a curated record